Molecule: messenger RNA, 721 nt
Organism: Thlaspi arvense
Lineage: Eukaryota; Viridiplantae; Streptophyta; Magnoliopsida; Brassicales; Brassicaceae
Source: the annotation of a GenBank genome assembly
UCUCUCUCUCAAGUUCAAUCAAUCUUUUUUAUAACAAAUCAUGGUUUGGUAUUUAGAUGUUGAACCCGCCUCAUAUGUCUCCUUCGACCUAGUCCGCAGCGAGGACCAACACAACAACAAGAACUUUGUGUUCGAUUUCGAAUUGGUUUACAGACUAGUCCCUGAACCAGAUUCAGAUUCGGAUCCAGACGAAUAUCUCGAUGUCAGCGAUCGGGAAACUCGAAUCAUUCAUCAAACUUACGAGUUCGAUAGAGCCUGGCUCAUCGGUGGCGACAGGGAUCAGAUACAAGCCACAAUCUUUCAGAUUCUCGAGAUGAUCCAAGUCCCUUCUUACAGGGAUAUCGUUCAUACAUUAACUCUUGAUUUCUUGGAUCUGAAGAAACGCGAGGCCAUGACUGAUUCACCUAAGGUUGACAGGGUAAGAGUGGAGAUUGAUGUUGUCGUCUAUAGGUUCCCCGGUAAUGAUGACGACGACGUGGAGGUGAAAUUUUCGGUGGCUCCGGCAAGUGAUGAUGCCGUGGAGAAACACUUUGAAACGGUGGUUGUUGGGAAUGAUGAUGAAGGCGACUGUAUGAUUUGUAUGGAUACCAUCCGGGGCGGGUCGGGUGUGGCGGCUGGUCGAAUGCCGUGUUCGCACGUGUUUCAUCGGAAGUGUGGAGAGGAGUGGCUUAGGAGCAGUGGGAUUUGUCCGGUUUGUCGCGCCGUCUUCCCGCCGCUUUAG